Messenger RNA from Gregarina niphandrodes, 2109 nucleotides. RefSeq lists its product as hypothetical. The record is from RefSeq and is a predicted model, not a curated record. The transcript is spliced from 2 exons. NCBI's taxonomy places the organism in Eukaryota, Apicomplexa, Conoidasida, Eugregarinorida, Gregarinidae. Bases 1 to 2109 code for a protein of 702 amino acids.
AUGACUGGUCCAGUUUCUUAUGUCGUGCUUGACGCUGCCUCUGCUCCCUAUGACUGCGAGAAGUUGGACCGGAUCCUUGGGGAAAGCGGAACUACCGUGAAAACCACCUUGGAUGAAUUGUACAGGGAAACACCUGUUCUCGGGGCUGCGGUGAAGUCGUUAGCCAUGGAGGAGGCCUCGGAGAUUUACAGUUCUGUUGAAGGCUCAGACAUGUCCCGAAAAGACGAGGCACUGCUGACUCGGCUGAGAAGGCGUUUCCUUUCAGACCAGGCAGAAAAGGGGGCUGGAAUGGUCGAGACCCGGUGGAAGACCAGCGCGAAUACACCGAAGUAUUUCGUCCGAUUAUUAGCUCAUGAAAAAAGAACGUAUAUCGGCAAGAGUGGAAUGUACAAGGUGGAGUUGGGAUCCUGCCAAUCGUGGGAAGUGCCGUUUGGGAAGAGCGUCUUGACAUUUGAACAAUGGGAUCUACCGAAUGAGUCCUUAUCGGCUGAUGAGCUGUUGCGAUUCAUCGUCGAAAACAGUCCGAUCAAGCUCGAGGUGAACAUUAACCAAGUGGUGGAUCCUGAUUGGCAGCAAUUUUACAGAGCAUUGCGAUUAGGCGAAGUUGAUAAGCUUGUACAGGACGCCGAAGACGACCAGAAGGAAGAAGCGGCCGAGGGUUACGCCAUAUUGAGUAAUUGUAUUAUUAAGCUGGUGAGCUUAACAGACAACUCAUAUUUCAGCUGCCCUUGCGCUACGUCCACCCCUCCUUCAACGGUUGCGUCAGCUUCAGCAACGUCAGCUUCAGCAACGUCAGCUUCAGCAACGUCAGCUUCAGCAACGUCAGCUUCAGCAACGUCAGCUUCCGAAUUGGUGGAGGUGGAGGAAGAGGCAGCGGGACUGUCUUCUUUCAGUCCGGGCUUUGUGCUCAGGACGAUCCGACACGAUGAACAACGACAGCUGCACCAGGCGCUGAGGACCAGAGGACUGCAACCGCCAGAGGCCGGCUCCUUUGUGGUCCUAAAGCUGACUGGCGCGGAACAAGUGGCCCGGCAUGUGGGGUUCUGUCUGUACCGCACGUUCGCAGUACCGCUUUGGUUCCACGAAAUUGUAGCCAAGCUGAAGCCAGGCACGAACUACCGCCUGAAAUUGGUGGGUCUUUCCACCGCCAUCGGGAACGCGCCCCUCGCGGAGACUCAGCCCCCCGCGGAGAUUCAGUACUACCCCUUGGCACAGGACUUCCGCCGUGUGCCUUUUACCCUGCGGCAGGACGGAGUUUGCACUAUCGAGUUGCCCGACGACGUAGCCAAGUUCGACGCAACGGGUCGUCUCGACCAUUGCAAGUGGCUGCCCAGCCUGAGUGGCACCGAUCAGGGUGACGAGGAGUUUGACUUGUCAUUUGUGGGCGAGUUGGCGAAGGAGGUGAAUCCGUGGGAGCAGUCGAUUUUGGAGGCGUUAAGUAACGCACGGGGUCUGCUGAAGCUUUGCUGGCGUCUCGGUGGUGCGGACAUGCCGCCGUUUGCACUUGAUGCCCCAGCUUGCCUCGGCCCAGCACAUUCGGCCCAGCAGGGGCCGUUUAUGGCCAAGGUUGCAGCGCAGGCCUUUGACUAUACGAGGCAUGUGCUCGCCAGAAAGUUGGAGGGAGACGAUCUAGAACGCCUCGAGGACCGCUACGGAGCGCCGGAACCCAUCUCAACAGACGUACCACCCACGGUCACAGCCUGCUACCCGUUGCUGUACCGGGAGUACUACAACUGGUCUGUUUUCUUACUUAUUACGUCCUGGGUCGCCACUAGCGGAUACGCCAAGGCAGCCAACAUCCAGGCCCUGGUUACUGAGAUGGACAAUGGUAUGCACAAGCAUGGCAUGCACAGAGAGGACCCCGGGGUGGACAAGGGGGAAGAUUUCGCCGUCUACCUGCGCUGUCAAAUAUAUCUAGCGCACUGCUACUUCCACCAGUCAGAGUACGAAAAGUGUAUAGCAGUCUGCAGAAUGAUUAAAAUAACAUACGCCAAAUAUCUACAUGGAGCGACCACACAAGGAGUUGAGCAGCUCUUCCAGCAAGCAUCGAAGAAACACACCCAAUCCAACAGCCAAAUGAAAGCAAUGUGCAGAAACAUGUUCGCGUAA